UUUAUUGGUUCUACCAAAAAAAUGAAACUGUAUUUGUUUAUUUUUUUUUAAAUGUUGUACUUUCUCUUUACUUAAUUGACAAAACCAAAAUCCGGAAUGGUAAUAAGCAACCUUAACCCUGAGGGUAUAAGUAUUUGAUUGUUAUGUUGGUCUAUUGACACCUACCAUAUACAAAACUAACCAAACAAGAAUACUUUACAAUAGCAACUUAAUUCUUUCGUUGACAGUAAUUCUUAUUUCUUAAACUAUCAUAAAUCAUUUUAAUUACUGCAAUACCUCACCUAGCAGGUUACAUUAGCGUUAAAGGAAGCUCAUCACGAUUAACAAGGAUAAUUAAAGACAAAGAUGUUCCGUGGACUUUUUUAUUUUUUAAUUUUCUGGUUGAUACAUAAGGCUUUUACCGUCUAUGUUUCUAGUCAAAACUGGAUUUCAUGGGGUAGCAAUUUUCUGUUGAAUUUUCUCUACCAUCAUCACUGUAGUCGCGAUCUUAUUCGCAGAGAUACAAUUAAAUUAAAAAAGAAACCAAGACAUUUGUCUGUCAUAUUGGAAUGCCGGGACAAUGCUGGAUUGGAAGGCUUAAUUCAUGAUACAUGUGAACUAGCGUCAUGGUGCAUUUGUUCAGCCAUACCCGAGCUUACCAUUUAUGAAAGGAAGGGAUUUUUGAAACAAUAUCCCGAAGCUGUGGAAAAAGCCAUCUACUCCCAUUUGCCCUUUUACAUGGGACGUGAAAAACACAUUGUGCACGUUCGCAACUCAUGCUCGAACAAUGAGAACGAGCAACAGGAACCAAUCGAUUUAAAGGUCCAUCUAAUUGCUGAGGAGGAUGGAAGAGAUGCUAUCAUUGAUUUAACCCGUGGAUUGGCUGACUUGACUACAAAGAAAGUAAUAACGAGUGAACAAGUGACGCAAGAGUUGAUUGACAAAGAGUUGACUGAAAGCGUUAUUCCUGAGCCCGACCUAUUAAUUAUUUUCUCACCCUACUUCAAAUUACGGGGAUUCCCUCCCUGGCAAUUACGUUUAUGUGAAAUUUUUCAUGACCCUGUAUUUACCAGUCCCAGCUACCUAAGUUUCUUUAAAGCACUCAGUAGUUACUCCAAUGCUGAGAUGCGCAUUGGCCAUUAAAGGGGAACAUUGGUUAACUGUGACGAUCGUUUCAUUCGCCCUUUCUAUUGUUAUGAUAUGUUGGAAACUGUCUCUCUUCCUCUGUGAAGAUUGUGCUUCUGUGUGAUUUAUGACUUGCAAUGCUCAUGUACUUGUAGACGAGAUUUGCAUUAGACAACGGAAAGCAUUACAGAUUUCCAUGAUUUCGUUAUUCUUUAUUUUAUACCUAUUAUUCAUACAUUCAUUAACUUUUUCUAUUGAAUUUUAUUUACGAUUUGCAAAAAUACUUCAUUUCAUUUGUUUAGUACCGUAGAGAAUAUCUCAUUUCAAUAUAUGUCC
Molecule: messenger RNA, 1440 nt
Organism: Schizosaccharomyces cryophilus OY26
Lineage: Eukaryota; Fungi; Ascomycota; Schizosaccharomycetes; Schizosaccharomycetales; Schizosaccharomycetaceae
Product: di-trans,poly-cis-decaprenylcistransferase
Exons: 2
Coding region: 346-1122 (258 amino acids)
Cellular component (GO): dehydrodolichyl diphosphate synthase complex; endoplasmic reticulum membrane
Molecular function (GO): ditrans,polycis-polyprenyl diphosphate synthase [(2E,6E)-farnesyl diphosphate specific] activity
Source: RefSeq, a predicted model, not a curated record